This is a messenger RNA of Psilocybe cubensis, 1725 nucleotides long. RefSeq lists its product as uncharacterized. Bases 1 to 1725 code for a protein of 574 amino acids. Lineage: Eukaryota; Fungi; Basidiomycota; Agaricomycetes; Agaricales; Agrocybaceae. Gene Ontology annotation, molecular function: iron ion binding; monooxygenase activity; heme binding. The transcript is spliced from 10 exons. The record is from RefSeq and is a predicted model, not a curated record.
AUGUCUGACACCUACAUGUACCAGUAUCAUCUCUUUUCUGCCCUGGUGGCCUUUAUCGGCCUUGUACACUAUGUGUAUGUCAAUUCCAAACGAUACAAGUUGUCUCACAUUCCGACUGUUGGUUAUUCCACCCCCUUGCUCACGUAUAUCUCUGCGUGGAGGUACUUUCGAGAUCCGGCAUAUGUUUAUGAGACGAUUGAGGAAGGGUAUCGCAAGUACCCAAACAAACUAUUCAAAGUCCCUACGUUGACUUCAUGGGAGGUCAUAGUGAACAGCACACAAGCUGUCGACGAGAUGUGCAAGGCGCCCGUGGACGUUGUAUCGAACAUUCUCGCAUUCUCCGAGCUGGAUUAUACACUCGGACAUGAUGUCACCAAGUACCCGUACCAUGUCAGCGUUGUGCGUGGACCGAUCACGAGGAAUAUUGCGGCAAAGUUUGGAGUCGUCCGGGAGGAAGUAGUGCGCGGAUAUGAUGACGCUGUCGAGGGCUUGAGGAAGGGCACUGGAGAGGUCGGGGAGUGGGUCCAGGUACCGGUGUACGAUGUGACAAUCAAGUUGGUGCGAAAGAUUAUGGCGCGGAUGUCUGUGGGCUAUCCUCUAUGUGAGAACGAAGAGUUUAAAGAGCUCUGUGGCCGUGCGGUGCGGACACUCGUGAAAGGGAGGGCGUUGAGAUUUUUUCCAAAAUUUAUGAGACCACUUGCGUCGAGACUUCUUAUUAACGUGCAGAAGGAUUUGCGACGGAUGGCGGUGCUGAUUGAGCCCGAGGUGAAGCAGAGGCUUGAGCAGGAGGCGGAAUGCAUCGCGAGUGGGACAGAAUGGACUGAGAAGCCGGCAAAACGACGUCUUGCAGUGGUUGAUGGACGAGGCGAAGCGGAUCGGGCGCUGACAAACGCGCUUCGGAUUAUUGCGUGUCAUCCGCCAGAGGAGUACCUUUACCCGUUGCGUGAGGAGCUGGAACGAGUGUUGAGGGCCGGUGGAGACGAGGAGGCGGAGAAAGGUAGGGAUGGCGGAGGAUUAGAAUGGACAAAAAACGCUGUGGGGAGGAUGUAUCUCCUGGACAGCUUGUUGAGGGAGGUACAACGGUGCUUUGAUAUACAGCCUUUGCACGUUUCGCGAAAGACAGUCCAACCGUUCGUAUUCUCGGAUGGGACACUCGUGCCUCCAGGCGUGACCAUGUAUGCGAACUCACAUGCUAUGUAUAGAGAUGAAGCGAGGUUUGGGAGAGCGGGGAACUUUGAAGGGUUUAGGUAUGUGAUGGAUGGAGAGGGUGUUGGGGACGAGGGUGUCCAUGAGAAAGGCAGUCUCAAUGCAGGGAAGGAAAGGGACCUGCCGACUGGUAGCUUUAUGCAGCCGCUCCUGGCCAAGCCUGCUCUGGAUUAUCAUGCCUUCGGGUAUGGCAAACAUGCUUGCCCGGGGAGGUUCUCUGCUGUCUAUCAGCUCAAGACGAUGGUCGCACAUGUCCUUAUGACAUACGAUGUUAGCAUGCACAAUCCUACUGACAAGAACGGGAGUGGAAAUCACAAUUCGAAGCAACAAGGUAGUGGCAAUGAUCAUCGGAAAGGCUAUGGGUUGGAGAAUAAUAAUGAUGACGGUGCUGAUGGGCGAGUUUAUUCUGUGCAUAUGAGACUUGCUGGAGAGAAAGUGUUGCCUGACGAUGAAGAUGCUGGGCAGGGCAAGAAGGCAGGGAUGGGUGUUGCGACAAAGUUGUGGUUCAGGAAGAGGUAA